AUGGAAGGGCCGAAAAACUCUGAUACUUAUGGCCCCUACAUUGCCGAGUGGAAAUAUUUCGACCCGUGUCCUCAGUCUGAAAACAAUAUAGCAAAUAUCUCGACAUUGGUUGAACCUAUAGGCGAUAUUUAUCAAGGAUCUGUUAAUAUCACUCUUCAUGACAAUGUUCGGCUUUCUGCGAUGAAAUUUAUAAUUCACAAUGUCAAAAACAAUCAUAAGAAAUUGCUAUGGGACUACACUCUAGAUAAGCCGUGCUCUAACCGCGUUAUCGCAGCGGCCCUCAAAAAACAUAUUGAUAUUCGAAGCUGUGUACUUAGAAAGGGAACCCACGUAAUUAAAGUAAAUUUCACUGAAAAAGUCUAUAUGUUCUUCGGUUCAUCGUUUUUCUAUGGAGAAUACAUUUUAAAAUUCAUAUUGGUUUCAAGGAAAAAGGAUAUCCUUUGUGUUGUUACUGAUGAAAUUAUUAGUAAGAAGCCUUAA
Messenger RNA from Helicoverpa armigera (cotton bollworm), 480 nucleotides. RefSeq lists its product as uncharacterized. Bases 1 to 480 code for a protein of 159 amino acids. Lineage: Eukaryota; Metazoa; Arthropoda; Insecta; Lepidoptera; Noctuidae. The transcript is spliced from 4 exons. The record is from RefSeq and is a predicted model, not a curated record.